AUCUGGGGCUGUAGCUCAGUUGGUAGAGCGCUUGCUUAGCGUGCAUGAGGUCUAGAUUUCGAUUAUCUACUGCUCCACUUUUUUUUUGAAGUACCUCGACCGAUGCCGUCAUCAAUGGCUGAGGCUUAGCGACCGCAGCAACUUCAGCGACGUUGACUCAGGUGUACUCAACAUCCUCCGCCUCGAUACCUUAUAUCUGUCACCUCGUCGCCUUUUGCUCCGAAGAACGUUGCUUCAUCGCUAUCAUCUCAGACACUUCAACUUCAACUUAGGACUUUUCAACUAUGAACAAGGCAGGUCAACGAGUCUAUGCGCCACCGACAUCGGCGCCCCCAGUUUACACAGGCCAAGACCCUUCGCGCUUCAACAAGACGGCCAGUUUGAUUGAGUUGUGCAAACAGCAAGGCAUCUCGCCCUUCUUCGCCUCUCAGUUGCAUGUCUUGCAAGAGUACUCCAGUAUUCGCAUCAUUAUCGAUGAUUCCGGCAGUAUGCGCACAAGCGAAACAGAUCAUUAUGGUCGACGCAAGGGAACACGAUGGGAUGAACUCAUGUUGACGUUGCGCAGUGUCUUCGACAUUGCCUGUGCCGCUGCCAAUACGACAGCACCUGAAGCUGCUACCGCUUCCGUCGAUAUGGCUGCUGCGCAAGGUCCUACAUCGCUUGCCAGGCAGUAUGGCGGUCUUGUGGACGUCUACUUGUUGAAUGGACAUCCUGAUGGGCGCAAGGAAUUUGUUGGUCUUCGAUCAUUCAAUGAGCUCGAGCAGCAACUUGUUGGCCUUCCUAUUCGUGGUCGUACACCAACACUGCAAGUGCUUGAGUAUCUCUUCCACUACGAGCGUAUGGAAGGAGAACUUCCAGUGCUCACGCUGCUGUUCACGGAUGGACAGCCUGAUUGUGGUCUGCCAGUCAUGGCAAGCUAUCUUCGUGAUGUCCAAACCAAGUUCACUAACUCUUUCAUGACCAUUUCGCUUUGCACAAGCGAUGACUCGGUCGUGAAUGUCUACAACCAGCUUGAUGCGUCGAUUCCAAGGCUCGAUGUCAUGGAUGACUACCAUUCUGAAAAGAUGGAGGUGUACCAAUGUCAAGGCAGUAGAUUCCCCUUCUCAAAGGGCGAUUACCUGGUCAAGACGCUCAUUGGUCCGCGUGUCGCUCUGUGGGAUAGUCUUGAUGAGCGUCGCUUGACCAAGGACCAGCGCAGGAUGUUUGAGGAGUAUGCCACUUCCGCUUUUGGUGUUUCGAAGAAGCAGAAGAAGGAUUGUAUUAUUCAAUGAACCGGCGUUCACCUCUGUAUCAGCAGGACCAUAAUUAGUGAUGAGCUGUAGUAAUAGUGUACGAACUAAUAUCUUCAACCUUGAACUGAA
Protomyces lactucae-debilis is the source of this 1361-nucleotide messenger RNA. RefSeq lists its product as uncharacterized. The transcript has a single exon. NCBI's taxonomy places the organism in Eukaryota, Fungi, Ascomycota, Taphrinomycetes, Taphrinales, Protomycetaceae. Bases 285 to 1271 code for a protein of 328 amino acids. The record is from RefSeq and is a predicted model, not a curated record.